Messenger RNA from Bacillus rossius redtenbacheri, 2251 nucleotides. It is a transcript of the gene abs, whose product is annotated as ATP-dependent RNA helicase abstrakt. Gene Ontology annotation, cellular component: spliceosomal complex. The transcript has 13 exons. Gene Ontology annotation, molecular function: zinc ion binding; RNA binding; ATP binding. Gene Ontology annotation, biological process: mRNA splicing, via spliceosome. The record is from RefSeq and is a predicted model, not a curated record. Bases 156 to 2033 code for a protein of 625 amino acids. Lineage: Eukaryota; Metazoa; Arthropoda; Insecta; Phasmatodea; Bacillidae.
UCAACGCAUUACUACUCUACACACUACGCAUUGGUUUUGCUUCUUUUUACAAAACAAAACAUACGCUUGUUUCAAAAACAUUGAUCAGCUGUGAAGACAGACAGAAUGGCAGUUUAAUGGAUUAGAGAAGCAAUUAUCUUGCAUUAUUAAUAAAUAUGAACAAGAAAGAAUCUACUUCAGAUGAUCCACCGAAGAAGCGCUACCGCAGGGAAGAAUCGAAUUCCAACUCAUCGGACGAUGAGUACGUUCCUUAUGUUCCAGUGAAAGAACGGAAGAAACAACAGUUGUUGAAGCUCGGGAGACUGGGACAGCUGAAGGAUGAGUUUGGCCAGCGCGGCAAGUCGUCCAGCGAGAACGAGCGCGACGAGGACGAUGAAGAUGGGCAGGUGUGGGGCCGCAAGUCUAACAUCAGCCUUCUGGACCAGCACACGGAGCUCAAGAAGCUGGCUGAAGCAAAGAAAGAAAGCGCCAUGGAAAGGCAGCUGAAGGAAGAAGAGAAAAUUUUGGAGAGUGUGGCGGAGAAGAAGGCGUUGAUGGGUGUAGCAGAGUUGGCUAAAGGUAUCCAGUAUGAAGAUCCCAUUAAAACUAGCUGGCAUGCGCCCAAGUACAUCCUUGCCUUGUCCGAAGAGAGGAACGAGCGAGUGCGCAAGCGGUUGCGUAUCCUGGUGGAAGGGGAGGAUGUGCCGCCCCCCAUCAAGAGUUUCCGCCAGAUGAAGUUCCCUCACGGGAUCCUUGCAGGUCUGGAGAGCAAGAAAAUCUUGAAACCGACGCCCAUACAGGUCCAAGGAAUACCGACCGUGUUGUCAGGUCGAGACAUGAUUGGGAUUGCCUUCACUGGUAGCGGCAAGACUCUGGUCUUUGUGCUGCCCCUGGUCAUGUUCUGUUUGGAACAGGAAGUGCACCUGCCUUUCAUCAAGAACGAAGGCCCCUAUGGGUUAAUAAUAUGUCCAUCAAGAGAGCUAGCCAAGCAAACCUACGACAUCAUCCUACACUACUGUUCCUGCUUGCAGCGACACGGAUCGCCAGAGAUACGCAGUUGCCUGGCCAUUGGCGGAAUACCAGUCUCCGAGUCUCUCGAGGUUAUACAGAGGGGUGUCCACAUCAUGGUGGCGACGCCAGGUCGCUUGAUGGACAUGCUGGACAAGAAGAUGGUGAGGCUGGACGUCUGCAGGUACCUGUGUAUGGACGAGGCAGACAGGAUGAUUGACAUGGGAUUUGAAGAAGAUGUUCGGACAAUAUUCUCUUUCUUUAAGGGCCAGCGACAAACACUUCUGUUCUCUGCAACCAUGCCCAAGAAAAUUCAGAACUUCGCUCGUUCUGCUCUUGUCAAGCCCGUCACAAUUAAUGUUGGGCGUGCGGGAGCAGCAUCAAUGAACGUCAUCCAGGAAGUAGAGUACGUGAAGCAAGAAGCAAAAAUAGUCUACCUUUUAGAAUGUCUACAGAAGACACCACCACCUGUCCUCAUAUUCGCAGAGAAAAAACAGGACGUAGAUGCAAUUCACGAGUAUCUGCUCUUGAAAGGAGUUGAGGCAGUGGCCAUACAUGGUGGCAAAGAUCAGGAAGAACGAUCGCGGUCUGUCGAUGCUUUCCGCAAAGGCCAUAAAGAUGUGCUUGUGGCUACUGACGUGGCAUCGAAGGGUCUCGACUUUGAAAAUGUACAGCAUGUCAUCAACUAUGAUAUGCCAGAUGAUGUGGAAAAUUAUGUGCAUCGUAUCGGGCGAACUGGUCGGUCAGGAAAGACUGGAAUCGCCACAACGUUCAUCAACAAAGCCAACGACGAAUCAGUGCUCCUGGAUCUCAAACACCUGCUGAUGGAAGCUAAGCAGAAAGUCCCGCCCUUCCUGGCAUCGCUGCAAUCCGAGAACGAGAAGUACCUGGACCUGGGAGGUGAGCAUUACAUCCAUAAACGAGAAAAGAUGAUAACGCCUUGUACUAGUACAUCGGGCUGCUCGCUUCGUAACCAUGCCAAAAGUCAUAAUAUUCACUUUUACUGGUCACUUGUAUGUAAACUUUUGUUUUGCUUUCACAGAUGAAAGAGGAUGCAGCUACUGCGGUGGUCUGGGCCACAGAAUCACAGACUGUCCCAAAUUGGAAGCCAUACAGAACAAACAGGCGUCAAACAUUGGUCGCAGAGAUUACCUGGCCAGCAACGCUGCAGAUUAUUAACUUGUGCAAACUGUCAGCAUAAGUUUUGAGCAAUUUGAUGUAAAUUAUGGAACCUAUUAAAUAAUUUUUUUUUAUGUUUAAAAAA